Medioppia subpectinata is the source of this 669-nucleotide messenger RNA. NCBI's taxonomy places the organism in Eukaryota, Metazoa, Arthropoda, Arachnida, Sarcoptiformes, Oppiidae. The record is from the annotation of a GenBank genome assembly.
CGUGUUAAAAGUUGUAAUAAUUGUGAGAAAUAUUUGAAAAUCCAUUGAUUUAAUGAUCAAAACCUGAUUUUAUUGUUAAUAAUGACCAAAAAAAUUAGAAAGAAAUACAACGAUUUGAGUGAAUCUGAGCUCAAAUUAAUGACAAUUCAAGAUAUAAUCAAAGAGUUGUUGAAGAGUUUAAGUGAUGGCAAAGACGUGAACCUAACGAAACUCAAGUGUGAAGUGUCCCAAAAAUAUGGUCUGCAAUCUCAGCCCCGAUUGGUUGACAUCAUAUCGUGUAUACCUUAUGAACACAAACAGCUAUUGCUUCCCAAACUUCGGGCCAAACCUAUCCGUACGGCCAGUGGUAUAGCAGUGGUGGCCGUAAUGUGUAAACCCCAUCGCUGUCCACACAUUAAUAUGACUGGAAAUAUAUGUGUCUACUGUCCGGGCGGUCCGGACAGUGAUUUCGAGUACUCGACUCAAUCGUAUACGGGUUAUGAGCCGACAUCUAUGCGGGCCAUAAGAUCUCAUUACAAUCCAUACCUCCAAACUCGUAACCGAGUCGAGCAGUUGAAGCAAUUGGGACACAAUGUGGACAAAGUUGAGUUCAUCGUUAUGGGCGGCACUUUCAUGUCUCUGCCCAAUGAGUAUAGGGACUACUUUAUCCGCAAUCUUCACGACUCACUG